GAGAGAGAGAGAGAGAGAGAGAGAGAGAGAGAGAGAGAGAGAGAGAGAGAGAGCUCCGCAGUUACCUCUCCCAGGCCAUCUCCAUCUCCUUAUCCUCUUCUCCCCCUCCGAUCGCCAUUAAGCGAUGCAGAAGACGGCGCAAGCGUGGUUCGUGGGGGGCCCGAGCGGCGGCGAGCUACCGAAGUCGUCGUCGUCGUCCUCCUCCUCCUCCCUCCUCGCCGAUUGGAACUCGUACGCCGCGUCCAAAUCCGCCGAGGAGGCCGCCUCGUCCUCCGCUCUAGGGUUCGACAUCGAGGCCGCCGUGCGCACCGCCAACGACAAGGUCUCCGGGACGUUCAACGUGGUAUCUAAGGGUGUGAGGGAAUUGCCAGGGAGCUUUCAGACUGCCACUAGCAGUGUGCCUUCCGGAAAGGCGCUCAUGUACUUUGGUCUUCUCCUUGCCAGCGGCGUAUUCUUUAUUUUUGUGGCAUUCUUCAUGUUUCUUCCAGUCAUGGUGCUAAUGCCUCAGAAAUUUGCAAUAUGCUUCACUCUUGGUUGUGCCUUUAUUAUUGGAUCAUUCUUUGCUCUAAAAGGCCCUAAGAAUCAACUGGCUCACAUGUCCUCCAAAGAGAGACUCCCUUUUACAUUGGGCUUCAUUGGCAGUAUGGUCGGUACUAUCUAUGUUUCAAUGGUGCUUCAUAGUUACAUUCUCUCCGUGCUCUUCUCUGCUGUCCAGGUUCUUGCACUCACCUAUUAUGCCAUCUCAUAUUUCCCUGGAGGAUCCACUGGACUGAAGUUUCUCUUGUCGACCCUCACAUCUUCUCUACUAAAAUGUUUUGGCAGGUGAUACCAGUGUUCAUUGAUUUACAGCGUCAAAUGCUUGUAACCUAGCUUUUAAACCUGUUUCUGGACACAAUCAUAUAAUAGAAUAUUUCUGUGUAAUAGUGUUUGUUUUUCUUUUUCAGUGCUAAAAAUAUUGACUUUUGUUUCAAGAAUAGCCUGCUUGUUCACGGUCAUUAAAUGAUGAUUCUUGUUGGCAUAA
Molecule: messenger RNA, 1021 nt
Organism: Ananas comosus (pineapple)
Lineage: Eukaryota; Viridiplantae; Streptophyta; Magnoliopsida; Poales; Bromeliaceae
Product: protein transport protein SFT2-like
Exons: 5
Coding region: 125-826 (233 amino acids)
Biological process (GO): vesicle-mediated transport
Cellular component (GO): membrane
Source: RefSeq, a predicted model, not a curated record